Messenger RNA from Crotalus tigris (Tiger rattlesnake), 3876 nucleotides. RefSeq names its product highly divergent homeobox (gene HDX). Gene Ontology annotation, biological process: regulation of transcription by RNA polymerase II. The transcript is spliced from 10 exons. Gene Ontology annotation, molecular function: RNA polymerase II cis-regulatory region sequence-specific DNA binding; DNA-binding transcription factor activity, RNA polymerase II-specific. NCBI's taxonomy places the organism in Eukaryota, Metazoa, Chordata, Lepidosauria, Squamata, Viperidae. The record is from RefSeq and is a predicted model, not a curated record. Bases 356 to 2437 code for a protein of 693 amino acids.
GCUGCUGCCGGCCGAGCAUCGCCCCGCCGCUGUUGCUGCUGCUGUUCUCUCUGCGCGCGCCAGCGGGACCCCCUCCCGCCGCCGCGCGCGCGCGCGCCUGCCUCCCAAGCCGGGGCUGUUCCUCGCAAGAGUCUCUCGCCCCCCCGAGGCUGAGAGGCGGGGGCAGACUGUCCCGGCCGGCGCUGAUCUCGAGCGGCGAUUGGCCGCUGUCUACGCUGACGUCACGAUCAUGAUGAGAAUUAAUGAUCGGAGGCGCUGAUUUCAUUGUGUGACGCCGGGACCGACCCAGCCGAAACCGGCUGAAUUCGGAGCCCUGGGGCCCCCCGCGGCAGCCCCGCCCGCCCCGCAGAGCACGAUGAAUCUGCGUUCUGUAUUUACUGCAGAACAACAGAGGAUAUUGCAGCGUUACUAUGAAAAUGGAAUGACAAAUCAGAGUAAAAAUUGCUUUCAACUCAUAUUACAGUGUGCCCAAGAAACUAAGCUGGACUUCAGUGUAGUCAGGACGUGGGUUGGAAACAAAAGAAGAAAGAUGAGCAGUAAGAACACCGUGGAUUCUGGGGGAAGCCCAUCAGCCACGGCCACCAGCACAUUGACAAUGCCUCCAGAAGUGGCCGUUCAGAAUGUGGUCAGCAUAGCCCGUUCCCAGAGCCAGCAGUCCUCGUGGACGUCCGCCAACAACGAUGUCAUAGUUACCGGCAUCUAUAACCCGGCGACUUCAUCUGGCAGACUGGUUUCCACGAAACAGACUAACUCCUUGAUGAGCGAUAUGCAUAAAAAUUCCCUUUCCAGGUCAGCCGGGAAGAGCGAUCCCGAAUUCCAGCGGCAGCACAUCGCGGUGACCCGCCAAGCUCCCCAUUGUAAAAAUGCUUCGCUUUUCCUGGGCGAGAAAACCAUCAUCCUUUCCAGGCAAACCAGCGUGCUGAAUUCAGGAAAUUCUAUUUAUAAUCACACUAAGAAAAGCUAUGGCGGGUCGUCGGUUCAGACCGCCGAAUUAGUGUUACCUCAAAAGCCCGUUUUGUGCCACCGGCCGUACAAGAUGGACCCGGUGGGGUGCCAACGGUUGCAGAAGCCGGAGCACCCCAUCCUCGCUUCCUCCGUUCCAUCUGGACAGAGAUCCAACAUUCGAGAUCCUUCCUGCAGCACUCACAAUUUGGAAAUCCGCGAGGUUUUUUCUUUGGCUGUUACCGAUCAGUCACUGGGAGGAAGCAGAGAGAAGAGCGUGUCGUCUUCCGGAGAAGGCAGUUGUCUCUCUAUCGCGAUGGAAACCGGGGAUGUGGACGACGAAUACGCCAGAGAGGAAGAAUUGGCCUCUAUGGGCGCCCAGAUACAAAACUACUCUCGGUUAAGCGGCACGUCCCUCCGCGUCGAGAAUCCGGGAUCUGUUUUUUCUGGGUCGGGCAGGAACGUGAGUUGCAAUUCGCACGUGCUGAACGCGAGGAAUUUGCACGACAAUAUCUUGUAUCGUAAUAGAGACUACCGCUUGCCUCCACGGACUUCGUUGCACAGCGCCUCCAGUACCCUCUAUAGCAGUUCUUACCCAUCCAGAAGUAACCUUUCUUCUCAUUUUGCAGCAUCCAAUCAACUAAGGCUAUCUCAGAACCAAAAUAAUUACCAGAUUUCAGGAAACCUAACUGUGCCUUGGAUUACUGGAUGCUCCAGGAAACGAGCAUUGCAGGACCGUACACAAUUCAGCGAUCGAGAUUUAGCCACACUGAAGAAGUAUUGGGAUAAAGGUAUGACCAGCCUUGGAUCAGUUUGCAGAGAGAAAAUUGAAGCCGUUGCUGCAGAAUUAAACGUUGACUGUGAAAUAGUAAGGACUUGGAUCGGAAAUAGGAGACGAAAGUACCGUUUGAUGGGCAUCGAAGUCCCUCCUCCUCGUGGUGGCCCUGCCGUCUUUUCGAGUCAUUCUGAUUCCAGUGAUAAAUCGGUACCCAUUCCAGGAGACGACCCCCUGACGGAUAUAGGAGAGGAUAAUGACAGGAAUGAUGAAGUAUCCAUCUGCUUAUCGGAAGGAAGCUCCCAAGAAGAACACAAUGAAGUUCUUCCAAGGGAAGACAUUGGCCACAAAGAAGAGGACCACGCUACUGUAUCUUCUGAUAAUGUGAAAAUAGAAAUAAUAGAUGACGAGGAAAGCGAUAUGAUAAGUAACUCUGAAGUGGAUCAAAUGAGCUCUCUUCUGGACUACAAAAAUGAGGAAGUGAGAUUCGUUGAGAGUGAACUGGAGCAUCAAAAACAGAAGUAUUUUGAACUUCAGGCUUUCACGAGAAGCUUGAUACUUGCUGUCAAAACAGAUGAUAAAGAUCAGCAGCAGGCACUUCUAGCCGAUUUACCUCCCGAAUUGGAAGAGAUGGAUUUCAACCAUACAUCUCCAGAACAUGACGAUACCUCAUUCAGCUUGUCCUCUUCAUCCGAAAAAAAUGCCUUGGACAGUUUGUGAUCUUUUUGACAAAGGAAACCCACGCAGUAUAGUUUGUCUCAUGUGUAUAUGUUUUGAACCGAUUUCGUUGGGGGGGUUAACCGAUAUCCUUAAAAUAUGAAGGAAGAACGUAGGGCGGGAAAGCCGGUGAGCCAACUGUAUAUUGAGGGCAUUCUGAUAGUUUUGUUGUGGAUAAAUGUGAACGCUACUUGAAAGCUGCUCCGGGCAGCUCUCUCUUUGACGAUGGUACCUUCGUAAUAACAUGAACUUAAUAAUAAAGCCCUUGAGCUAAUGAGGGCACCGAGAAUGGAAGAAUAAUAGUUAAUUAUGUUAAUAACUCUACAGUCCUUCCUAAUGUUAACCCGUCAGUCCUACAGUGUGAUAUUUUGCCUUUUCUUGUUCUUUUCCCCUUCUCAGGUAGAUGGACUGAUCGCUGGAAAUUAUGGGUUUCAAGAGAUCACUGGGGAUAAGUUGGGCCUUCAUUCAAAUGAUGAUCAUUCUAACCAGGGAUCAGACAAAGAAGUAUUGGUCUCUUUUCUCUCUCUUUUUUUUCCCUGUAUAUAGCAGCAAAUCCUUUUAUCUUCUCUUCAUCUUGGGAUGAUGAAAUAUCCUGGAAUAUUUUCAUUACUGAAAAAAAAAAGCAAAUCUAUUUAUCUUAGCUCUUAAUAAAUUAUUUUGUGUAUAUCAGCAGGUGGAAAUUCCAAACAAGCAAACAAACACAUGACUCUUUUAAGUGCACAGUUCAGAAAAGAAAAAAACAAUUUCCAGUUGCACAGCCUUCCCCUUUAGUACACUGUAGAGAUUGGUAGUAAUAAUCCCACAGAGCUGCAAAGAUCCAGUAUAUAUCCAUGUCUGAAGGUCUGGCAGAUGCUUGUGGCUUACUUACAAGUGACUGGUCCCUGAGCAAGCCUCCUAUGAAAAAGAUGAAAAUGCGUUUGGCGGAAAUUGUGACUCAAGAGAAGAAAAAAAAAACUUCCUAAGUGGUGUGAGACAUGUUGAUGAGAAUUCUCUUGAAGGGGAGAUAUAUAUUCCUGGACUUUUCAUGUGGAGCAGUUACUUAGUCCAUAUACUUACUAAGAUAAUUGGUUUUUUUUUUUUAAACAAACAAACCAGCUAGCAAACACUAAUUUAUGGAUUAGUUCUGAAUAGAAUGUAGCAAAUGUACAACACAUUUAUGCAGCCAAGUUAUUUUGAUCGAUUUGUUAGGCAAUUAGUAGGCCGUGUAGACCUGACCUCAGUGAGAAAUAUAUUGGAGUUCUACAUCUUUGCUGUAUGCAUCAAAAUGCUCAGAAUAACUUCUAAGAGUCCAAUGCAUAAUUUGACCAUUGUCCUCUUUUUCAACUACUGCUGGAAACUUAAGAUUAAUGUUUAAUCUUAAACUCUUUUUUUUUUUUUUAGAAUUUUGAUCUGAAGUUAUGUAUGUCGUGUCUUAAAUAGGAUAAUGAAAAUGUUACUUACCA